CCUUUUUCCCCCGCCUCCAUUUUGUUCGCGGACGCUGGGGACGGUGGGAGCAGAUCCAUUUCCGGGUUGGCAAAAGGGGCGGCGGCGAGAAAGAGAGCUUGCCGCGGGGCGAACGGGCAGGACUCAACCAGGACAGAGGUGACGGAGGACUCGCUCCCGGAGCAGGCCCGGCCAGGUAUAUGAAUGACCUAAAACUGCAAGUGAAGACGGAGAGAGAACGGUGCCAACUGGGAGCAGGGCAAGGAUGCCAAUCCCUCCUCCCCCCCCACCCCCGCCUGGUCCUCCCCCACCUCCCACUUUUAAUCAGGCAAACACAGAGCAGCCCAAACUCAGUAGAGAUGAGCAACGGAAUCGAGGGGCCCUCUUACAGGACAUUUGCAAAGGGACCAAACUGAAGAAGGUGACCAACAUUAACGAUCGGAGUGCUCCCAUCAUCGAGAAGCCCAAAGGGAGUGGUGGUGGCUACGGCCCUGGAGCUGCUGCCUUGCAGCCCAAGGGAGGUCUCUUCCAAGGAGGAGUGCCGAAGCUGCGACCUGUGGGAGCCAAGGAUGCUUCAGAGACUCUAGCUGGUAAGCCAGCCCUACAAGUCCCCAGUUCUCGAGCUGCUGCUCCAAGGCCUCCAGUGUCUACAGCCAGUGGGCGUCCUCAAGAUGAUACCGACAGCAGCCGAGCCUCCCUCCCAGAACUGCCCCGGAUGCAGAGACCCUCUUUACCGGACCUCUCUCGUCCCAAUACCACUAGCGGUACAGGCAUGAAACACAGCUCCUCCGCUCCUCCCCCACCACCUCCAGGGCGGCGUGCUAACGCGCCCCCUACUCCUCUGCCUGUGCACAGCAGCAAAGCCCAGGUCUACAACAGGGAGAAACCCUUGCCUCCAACACCUGGACAGAGGCUGCACCCCAGCCGAGAAGGACAUCCUGCUCCACCUCCUCUAAAACCACCUCCUUCCCCUGUGAAUAUCAGAACGGGACCAAGUGGCCAGUCUCUGGCUCCUCCCCCACCGCCUUACCGCCAGCCUCCUGGGGUCCCCAAUGGGCCCUCCAGCCCCACUAAUGAGUCAGCCCCGGAGCUGCCACAGAGACACAAUUCUUUGCAUAGGAAGACACCAGGGCCCGUCAGAGGCCUUGCACCUCCUCCACCCACCUCAGCCUCCCCCUUUUUGUUGAGUAACAGGCCACCUCCCCCGGCCCGAGAGCCUCCUAGUAGGGGAGCAGCUCCUCCGCCCCCACCGCCCAUGGUCCGAAAUGGGGCCAGGGAUGCUCCCCCUCCCCCCCCACCUUACCGAAUGCAUGGAUCAGAACCUCCAAGCAGAGGAAAGCCCCCACCUCCACCCUCAAGGACGCCAGCUGGGCCACCCCCUCCUCCACCACCACCCCUGAGGAAUGGCCAUAGAGACUCCAUCACCACUGUCCGUUCCUUCUUGGAUGACUUUGAGUCCAAGUACUCCUUCCACCCAGUAGAGGACUUCCCUGCUCCAGAAGAGUAUAAGCAUCUUCAAAGAGUGUACCCCAGCAAAACAAACCGAGCUGCCCGUGGAGCCCCACCUCUGCCACCCAUUCUCAGGUGAAGCCUGGCUUGGUCCUGCUCCUCAGGAAAAGGAUGGACCUCCUCUUCUCAGAUGGUCCCCCAACCCCUAAAACCUGCAUGAGAGCUCCUACAGUGUUCCUCCAGUGCAACCAACCCUAGACUCUGAGCAUCCUCCCGGCCCAGCUCCAUCUAUGCAUCUUAUCUCUGGACCUGGUGAUUGGAUUCUUUCUGUUGGCAACAGGGUCUCAGGCCCUGUGCCCAGCCCUCUUCCAGCAAGCCCUGCUAGCCAGAAGAGGGGAAAGCGUCCAUGUCUCCUGCUUUCUUCCAGGGAAAGGUGCCUUGUUACGGUGAAUGGACUCCCGUUGGGCGGGGUGGAAAUGGUACCCGUCUGUUGUUACUCACCAAGGGGGAGUAUGGUGUGUGCACUAAAUUCCAUAGUUUAGGAGGUUGGUAUGGCCAGGACUGCUGAGGAAAGGGUACUUUUCGUGAAGCAGGAAAGGGGUUUGCAGAGAAGUGAUCUGUUUUAAAGGUCAGGUUACAGAAAGGACAAGGAAAAGGAUCUUCUUUAUUUUUAAGAGUGUUUUGGUUUUGUUCUCAUCCCUCUUCUCCCCUGGAGAUCUCAAGGGGUAAGUUGUACAUACACUAAAUACUAAUCACUUGAUCUAAACAGUAAAAGAAGGGGAUGAAGUAAACUGAGAAUCAUUCCAGAGCUAGUCAGCUCUUCUGCAGCUAAGGAGCCAGGGCCAUCUGAACUCCCUGGGACCCCCUGCCCUUCCCUGGGGUGCUAGGCUGAAGGAUGUCCUUUCCCAGUCCCUCAAGACAAGAGCCACUUUUUGUUGGGUCCAUUAUUCAUAUUCCCAGUUCACAACCCCCAGAAACUUCCUGUAAGAGAUGAAAAGAGGGAGUGAGGACCUUGGCCUCAGUUUCUUCUGAUUAGCCCUGAAGUGGUCAGCAGCCCUCAGAGUCCUUCGGCCCUCGGAGAAUGCUCCAGGGAGACCAAGGAAGGAGCUCUGGAGGCUCAUAUCCACCUCACACCCAUCCGACACAACAGCUUCUCCUGUUUUCUCUGCCACCCUUAACUUCCCAAGGCUGUGGGGACUAAGACCACAGAGUAGACAAUGGCAGGAAACACGUGGGGCCUUUGAGGGCAUAUCCAGAGUCUUCUAAACCAAGAAGCACAGAGACUUAGGGAGGUGUGCCUCAGUCCAGUCAGUGGCUCUUCCUUGGUGGCCAGCAAUACAUUGUUUCUUUGUCUUCCAAGUUGUAGGUGAACAGCACAGGAAAAAUGGAUGUUCCAACUGAGAUUGGUCUAUUGGACAGUGAGUGUCUCUUCUCCAACAGCAGUGUGGGGCACGGGGACUCCACACACUGGAGAAGUUGGUUUCUUACAGUCGUCCAUGGGCAAAGGCUGCUCAAACCUUGCAAGACCGUGGGGAGACCGGAUGUUCUUUGAAUCGAAUAGGGGAAGCUAGUUAAAAACCUUCAGACACUUCACAGGGUUAAACUGUCACAGGGACCUUUCUUUUCUUUAUCAUUAUCAUUAUUAUUAUUAUUAUUUUCUAAGGCAGGGUUUCUCUGUGUAGCCCUGGCU
Peromyscus leucopus (white-footed mouse) is the source of this 3118-nucleotide messenger RNA. It is a transcript of the gene Wipf2, whose product is annotated as WAS/WASL interacting protein family member 2. Bases 245 to 1567 code for a protein of 440 amino acids. Gene Ontology annotation, molecular function: actin binding. The transcript has 8 exons. NCBI's taxonomy places the organism in Eukaryota, Metazoa, Chordata, Mammalia, Rodentia, Cricetidae. The record is from RefSeq and is a predicted model, not a curated record.